GCGAACGAGCCACACGCGCACCGAACGCUCGGCGAUUUAACCAGGACAAAAGCUUCGGAGCACCAUGUUGGACUGACUGCAGACUCUUUGAAAUCGAUGGAUUGGUUUUGAAAUCGUUGAUACGGUGUUUUUGCGCGGGUCUGAGAGGAGGUGAUCUUCCCGUUUCAACGAUGGAACUCACGAUGGAAAACAUUGGAAACAUGCACGGCGUUGCGUCGCAUUCCCAAGCGGGGGACUUGAUGAAUUCCUCGCACGGCAGACCGUCGUCGGCUUCCCACCGGAACUUAGUGUCCCACGGGCGCUCGGCGAUGGUGUCCAGCAUGGCUUCGAUUCUGGAGGGCGCCGGCGAGUACCGGAGCGACCCCGCGCUGUCUGGCCACCUGCAUCCGGCUAUGACCAUGUGCGAGUCGGGCAUGAGUUUGUCCAACACCUACACCACCCUCACGCCGCUUCAGCACCUGCCACCCAUCUCCACGGUCUCCGACAAGUUCCACCACGCCCACCCGCACCCGCAUCACCACGCCGCGCACCAGCGCCUCGCCACCGGCAACGUCAGCGGCAGCUUCACCCUCAUGCGGGACGACCGCGGCCUGGCUUCCAUGGGCAACUUAUACGGCCACUAUCCCAAAGACAUGUCCGGCAUGGGCCAGCCGCUGUCCCCGCUCUCCAACGGCCUCGGUUCUCUGCACAACUCCCAACAAGCGCUGUCCGCGUACGGGCCCGGCGCGCAUCUCCCCAACGACAAGAUGCUCUCUCCGGGCGGCUUCGAGUCCCACGCGGCGAUGCUUUCGCGAAGCGAGGAGCACCUCGCGCGGAGUUUAGGCGGCCACGGGCACGGCAUGAUCUCCAAUCUCAACGGCAUGCACCCUCACAGCCACCUGCAUUCGCAGGCGAACGGAUCCAUGCUGGCCGACAGAGAGAGGCACGGCGCCGGGGCCGGGCAGAGCGGUGGCUCGGGGCAGGUGGAGGAGAUCAACACCAAGGAGGUGGCGCAGAGGAUCACGGCCGAGCUGAAGCGGUACAGCAUACCUCAAGCCAUUUUCGCCCAGAGGAUCUUGUGUCGCUCCCAGGGAACACUGUCGGACCUGCUGCGCAACCCGAAGCCCUGGAGUAAACUCAAGUCCGGCCGCGAGACUUUCAGACGCAUGUGGAAAUGGUUACAGGAGCCAGAGUUUCAGAGGAUGUCUGCGUUAAGGCUGGCUGCCUGCAAGAGAAAGGAACAGGAACAGCACAAAGACAGAAACAUGGUCCCCAAGAAGCAGCGUCUGGUCUUCACCGACCUGCAGCGCCGAACGCUCAUCGCCAUCUUCAAGGAGAACAAGCGACCCAGCAAAGAGAUGCAGAUCACCAUCUCGCAGCAGCUGGGUCUGGAGCUCUCCACCGUCAGCAACUUCUUCAUGAACGCCCGGCGUCGCUGCGUGGACCGCUGGCAGGACGAGCACGCGGCCAGUCCCGGUCAGCCCGGCACCUCGGCCACCACUUUCUCCAAAGCGUGAGCGCGCCGGACGCGGGCGGCGCUGGAGGAUGUCCAGCUGACAGACCAGUGCCAGAUGUACCGCAGCAACAGCUGAUGAUGAUGUACGGUGCCCAUCAAACCUCACAAACCCCUUCCGGGCACGGCGGAUGUGGAUGAGUUUCGUCGAGCUCGUAUUUCAUCUGAAAACGCUUUUAAUUUAUUAGCACGUUUGGUUUAUUUUUUCUCUCAUGGAUAUUUUGGACAUUCCCCCCACCUGUGCUUGAUAUUUGAGCUAAAACAUCUCUCAUCUCAGUCUCUGGAUUAGCGAAGCAAAACGGAAUUUUCUCUCUCUCAUAGAGCAGUGGAAAGAAGGAACGGAAGGCAAUACGUAUUUUAGCACACAACCCUUGGUUUUUGAUCCCUUAUUUGACACAAAUAUUUCAUACAAAUAUAUCUCUAGUUUCAAUCGCUUUUGGUUAAAGAUAUUUUCAGGUGUCUCGCCCUCUCAGUCUGUAUUUUCACUGCCAGUGUGGCGCCUUGUUCUUGCUUCAGCACAAUGAUAAAGGGAUGCAAAGAAUCAAUCGGCUCUCUGUAUUUUCCCCUAAAGAAUCAUUUUACCGUAGGGGUCUUACAGAGUGCUUCUUCUGCACAGAGCAACGGCGCCACCUCCUGGAGAACCCUAUAAACGCACCUUUCGUUUAAGGCUUUAGAUGUCACGCUUCCUUCAAGUCAGUAUAUAUAUUUUUAUUUCAGUUAUUUUGGUACUUCAAGUUAAAGCUGCAGCCCGUAACUUUUGGCGCUCUAAACAGACCUUCAUGCGUCUUGCGGAAGAACAUUGUAGUCGGAGCUACUUCUCUUGCCCGAUCUAAUGAAAGUGCAUAUUCUGUUUCUAUUUGGAGUGCUAUUUACACGCAGAAAUUACCAUUGGCGUGCAUAAGAUACGCACGUGUGUGACGUGCAUAUGACACGCAAUUUUCAACGUACAUAAAAUACACCCCUACCCCACACCACUAAUUCUACCCAUUGCGUAUCAUAUGCACGCAAAAAGUAAUUUCAGAGUAUAAAUAGCACGCCAAAUACAAACAUAAACUCGUGCUAUAGAUACGCAGCACUAGGAAAUCGUGUUGGGACGAGUCACGUGCUACUCCGCAGCGGGACGACCCGAACCAGUCUAAAGUAGUCCGAAUAUAAACACUUAUUAUAGGUGUACCGUACUGAUUCAGGAUAAGACAAAAACACGGUUUGGAAAAAUUGAUUCAUGAUGAAAUCGCUCAUUAUAUAAUUUUUGUACAUUUUGAACACAAAAAAAGUUACGGACAGCAGCUUUAAGCUAAACAAAAAUUAGAAAUGUUGCAUUGGCAACUAGCUGAAAUAAAAAAAACAUUUUAUUUUAUGUUUAUUAACAUGUUUUAGUUAACAAUAAUAACCUUGCAUCAAAUCAGAUAAAAGGUAUAGCAUUUCCCCAUCUAUCUCAAACACCUUAAAGUAAAAACAUCCCAGCAGAUCUUGAAGGCAGCGUGAAUCACGGUCCUGUGCAGGUUGUAAGAUGUCAGGAUUUUUAUCAUCCAUAUGAACUUUUGUUUCUGUUUUUUCAUACAUUUAUUUCUCGCAUCCAAAGCUAUUUUCCGUUACCAAAGAUGAAACAAUCAGCAAUCAAGUGGAGAGUAAAAGCUGUUCGAUUAUUUUUCUCCUGUUUGUGGAGACCUGCAGCUUCUAAUGGCCAAAACCUAAAGGUAAAAUGUCACUGUAUGAUAAUUGAGUGCCAACGACAGAUGCCUUAACGAUAAUCAUAGAGGAUGUUUGCGACUCCGAGUCGCCCAAAGACUCCAGAGAAAUCAUGCGAUUCAAACAGGGGCUGAAAACACUCAUUCCUGAGUCCUGACAUCCAUUGUU
Messenger RNA from Ctenopharyngodon idella (grass carp), 3349 nucleotides. RefSeq names its product one cut homeobox 3b (gene onecut3b). Gene Ontology annotation, biological process: regulation of transcription by RNA polymerase II. Gene Ontology annotation, cellular component: nucleus. NCBI's taxonomy places the organism in Eukaryota, Metazoa, Chordata, Actinopteri, Cypriniformes, Xenocyprididae. Gene Ontology annotation, molecular function: DNA-binding transcription factor activity, RNA polymerase II-specific; RNA polymerase II cis-regulatory region sequence-specific DNA binding. The transcript has 2 exons. The record is from RefSeq and is a predicted model, not a curated record. Bases 171 to 1496 code for a protein of 441 amino acids.